AGUCCAUAGGUUUGAUAGAGGGUUGCAAUAAGUUCUACCUAUGCCAGAGARCACWAUUCCGGUUCGAGCAAAUCUUUCAAAAUUGUUUACUCRGCAACACAAUGAUGUGACAUGUAAGCUGAUACGUGACCCAAGUCACAAAGAACAUAAUCUGUUUACAUAGCCAAUUGUGUAACGCAUYGAAGUAGCAGUGACACAAAUUCUGUUGUAUUCAUCCAGUAGAUGUUSCAAAGUUUUGAGUGAAACCGUUUCGCACAUUACCAAGAUGACAAGACUUCUUUUAUUGAUCUUCUUACUUCAAGAAUUCACAAGCCUUUUGUACAUUUGCCAUGGGGUUGAAAUUCGAGUCGCGCGUUCAGGACAAGAUGACCUGACUUGUUUGAAUGGUUCUCAAUCUAAUAUUCCUUGCAAAAGUCUUGAAUAUGCUUUGGAAGGCAUGGAAAAAUUUGGUUCURAUAAUAACACUGAAAUAAGGAUCUUAUUGUUGGACAAGACGUAUGAUUUAAAGCGAAGAAUUUCAAUUUGGCAGCCACUACGUCAUGGAUAUUUGUCAAUCGAAGGCGGUUCAGGAGUCCAGUAUAGCACGGUACUGCAUUGUAAGGAUUCAACAGCAGGAUUUACUGUUGGCUCACAAACUCAAGAAAACGUAGCCAACAAUAUUAAAUUCCAAAACCUGGUAUUUCAGAACUGUGGACCUGACCUUGCUUCAGCUGUGCUAAUUUGGAACGCAUUGAAUGUUACCUUCAGUGGCUGCAUCUUUAGAAACAAUCUUCAAGCAGCAAUCAACGCCAUUGAUAGCAGUGUUAUCAUUGAAAGAACUAGUUUCCUAAACAACACAUGCAACAAAAAUAUCUUUAACAGAACGCAAAGAACAAGGCCGUUUGUUUUGGGACGAGACUCUCAAUCUGCUGGGACAGGUUUCUAUUUCACCACAUCUUYGAAACUUUCAGUAAUAAUUAAAGACUCCUAUUAUUUUAAUAACACUGCUGUCGUUCAUAAAAAUCCAAAUUACGUCUCCCCAGCUCGAAACGUGACCCACUUCGAUGAAGGAGGCGGUGGGAUUUCUAUUGUGUUUGCGUUUCACACGAAGAAAUGUGACGUUASUUUCGAUAACUUAACGCUGGAAGCAAACUCCGCAACUUAUGGCGGCGCGAUUUACCUUGUAGAGUCAGGRAAAUCCUCAGGGAAUUCGCUAACACUAACGAACAGUACUUUUACGAGUAACUCGGGUGAGCAAGCAGGAGGGGGAGUUUGUACGUCUCAGUGGGACGAUGCCAAGUCACUAUCUAUAUAUAUUGMUGGSUGUCGGUUUGAAAAAAACUACGCCCGUAGAGGGGCAGGAGUUAAUUCAUUCUUCAUGAGCGAGCUAGGACUCGCAGACUCGCAAAUAAAAAUCGUGCGGUCUGUGUUCACAMGAAAUGACGCUCAGUCUUCAGCUGCRUGUCGAUUUACUAGCUCUCUCCCAUUUGGUAACGUGACUGGCAAUGUYAUUGACAUGCAGGACUGCGAGAUCUCCAGGCAUCAAGUCGACAAUCAUAACACUCAUACUUACCUAGCYCCUAUCACUGUGCAAMGGCUUGAUAUAAGAUUCAGCGGUCACACUAAAAUAUGGAAGAAUUUUGGCGGCGGUGGGAUGAGCGUGGAGAGCGGUGUGGUUCAUGUAGAUGGGAAACUCUCGUUUAUGGACAAUACUGGAACYCUWGGAGGUGCAGUKAGGCUGUGGUCGAGUCAAAUAAAGCUAUACCCGUAUAGCGAAUUGAUUUUUAUUGGCAAUCAUGCGAGGUCAAAYGGUGGGGCGUUGAAUGUGGUSYUGUUUCCRAGCUACGAGAUUAUACAUAAGUACAAUACAGAYUGUUUCCUKUCGUAUUCAGAUAGUUUUAGUCCGCCAUCACAAUGGAAGACGAAAGUGGUUUUCCAAGGAAACAGCGCCAAGUUCAAAGGAGCCGCCAUUUUUGUUUCAACUCUUGGSUCUUGCYUGUGGGACGARGUAUAUCCGUACUACAGCUACGAGAGAUCACUKCGAUGGAGCAACGAGACGUUUAUAUAUGAUAAAAACUUUCUCCUGGUCGAAAACGAUGURCAUUAUAUAGGAACGAAGUACGAUAUCGCGACUGAUACGGCCGUGAUCGUCCCAAAGAAAACUAAGCAGGUUAAAACGAUCGAGAUGUACCCUGGAGAAAACCUAAACUUCUACCUUAAAGGCCUCGACGAGCUAAACAACGCAGUCUACACAAUUGCAGACGUCAAUGUCGCCAACAUAACACACAACCUAACAGAUAACCUCUACUUGGCAAACUAUCUUCAUGUUCUCGCUGACUGUACYAACAACACCAUAGCAAUGCAGUAUUUCGCUCGAGGACGUGAMGCGUACAGAAGCAUGAUCAACAAAACACAYCUUAUCAGUGUUGCAGGAGUGUAUUCUGUGAUGUCGGUUGAAUUUACGUUUAAGAUGAARUCCAUUGCUUGUCCYCCUGGUUAUUUGUUUGAAGACAAARCUUGUACUUGUGACCACAAUAAUCCUUCACUUUUGCGAUGCCUAAGCAAAAGUAAACUCUACGUUAGGGAAGGCAUUUGGGUCGGAYUAUCACCAACUACUGGYAAACUCAUAACCUAUUACUGCCCAUUCAGAUACUGCCAGUGCAACAAAGAUGAAAACGAUAUAAAUGGUUGCUUACUCGACACGAAAAACUUAACUUCYCAAUGUAUUGAYGGCAGAGAAGGCUUUCUCUGUGGACAAUGYUCCAAAGGACUCAGCGUUGGAUUGAGAAUGUACGACUGCGUAGAGUGCAAAGGAAGUGGAUGGAUACUCGGCGUUGUGUUCAUUUUUGUAGUGAUUCUUYUAGUUGUAGUGAUUUAUCUAAACCCAGGGAUGAGCAAGGACCUUCGAGGACCUUUAUUCUUCUUUCAAAUGCUCCCCUUUGUCCUCAGCCAAAAAGAUGAAGUCGGUCAAGUUGUCAAGAUUGUYGGCUACUUGUUUGAGUUCGGYGGACCGUUUGUGUAYGUGUGGCGAACCUGCAUAGCAGACGGUAUYAACAAYCUUUACGCUAUAGCUGCAUCGUACAGCCURCCAAUGACAUGUUUGCUCAUCUUCCUAAUUGCGUAYAUCCUUAGYUCCAAACACAUCAUUCGAACCAAGCUGAGAUCAACGUCAAGCCUCCAGUCUUUCUGGUUGAUAACUCUGUUUAUGUACAARUACUUAGUCGAAACGUCUCUACUUAUUCUUCACUGUCCAAUCAUCGAUGGGAAAAUGGUCUUCUUCUAUGAUGGGAAUAUCCAGUGCUUUGAAGGCGAGCAUAUGCUUAUUGCAGUGAUWUCUUUGUUAGUGAUCUGCACAUGCGUYCUUCCACCUCCUAUUAUCAUCAUUCUACUCACCAAGGGAUACUGGAARGUCGAUCCCCAGUACUUGAGUACCUUGACUGAAGGAUUACGRAGUCACUGUUUGUGGUGGUGGGCUGCGGACUUUGCGCGUCGUAUUCUUAUAGUUGGAACAUUUGUUUUUAUUCCCAAUUGGAGGAUUAAACAGAUGUGGAUGAUAAUGAUGUGUGCACUAGUGCUAACUCUCCAUGCCAGCGUCCAUCCAUACAAGCGUCUGCGCACUAAUGUCACAGAGACCGUCUAUCUCUUUACUCUUGCUAUACUGGCAAUCAUACAAACUCUGGAUGACAAAGACAGUAGAAGCACAGUCUCCGGGCUACUUUUAUCUGCAGCUACAAUCCAUUCUGGAGUUGUGGGCAUCAUCAAGUUUAUAAACUUCUGCAGGAAGAAAUGCCACUGGCACUGUCCAAGGAAGUUUAGGGGAAGAWCRCCGGGGAGAUAUCGAUCGUUUGAUGAUCAUUCUGCSGAAGUGAAUCCAGUUACAGUCGAUCCUGAAGUACGRGCGAAGCAGAAUUUGUUUGAUACAGUGUUUGCGUCGAGUAAUGACAGUAGCAGUGGUGACUAUCAACCUAAUUCAMCCAAACCACGAACUUGUUAAAAACAAUCAAUAAUUAUUUUCAUAUUCAUCGUAUUGUCACAUAGAUUUUGAAUUACAUUAGAGAAUCCGAUCACUGUAAGAAAAGAUCUGAUACAUUCAUAUUAAUAUAUCGCAAUUGAACAAUUAU
Messenger RNA from Exaiptasia diaphana, 4100 nucleotides. RefSeq lists its product as uncharacterized. The coding region runs from base 266 to 3973 and encodes 1235 amino acids. The transcript has 5 exons. Lineage: Eukaryota; Metazoa; Cnidaria; Anthozoa; Actiniaria; Aiptasiidae. The record is from RefSeq and is a predicted model, not a curated record.